Aspergillus melleus is the source of this 1410-nucleotide messenger RNA. Its product is annotated as NAD(P)/FAD-dependent oxidoreductase. Lineage: Eukaryota; Fungi; Ascomycota; Eurotiomycetes; Eurotiales; Aspergillaceae. The record is from RefSeq and is a predicted model, not a curated record. Gene Ontology annotation, biological process: aerobic electron transport chain. The transcript has a single exon. Gene Ontology annotation, molecular function: NAD(P)H dehydrogenase (quinone) activity. The coding region runs from base 12 to 1232 and encodes 406 amino acids.
UCCACAUCAAAAUGCAAACCAGAAUCGUCAUCGCAGGGGCAGGCUUCGCCGGCGUGUGGAGCGCUCUCUCCGCCAAACGUCUCAUUGGGCUUCAAGGCAAAGAAGACGAUAUCGAAGUCGUUGUCGUUGCUCCGGAGCCAACCCUGGUCCUUCGCCCACGGCUUUACGAGGCAAAUGCUUCCGGCAUGACGCAUCCUCUUGGUGCCCUUUUCAACGAUGCCGGUAUCAACUUCAUCAGGGGCACUGUCGAGAGCAUCCAUACCGAGGAGCAAACCGUCAAUGUACGACAUGUGUCUGGCCCAGCGUCCACGAUCAAGUACGAUAGGUUGAUUUUAGCUGCCGGAAGUACUGUUUCGCGCCCCAGUAAGGUUGCUGGUGUACAGGAACAUACCUUCGACAUUGAUGCUCUCGAUUCGGCAACCAAACUCGAAUCCCAUCUCCACAGUUUGGCCUCUCUUGCUGCAAGCCCAGGCCGUGACACGAUCGUCGUUUGCGGAGGGGGCUUUACUGGCAUUGAGAUAGCGACUGAGCUACCUAAGCGCUUUCCUAACGCUCAUAUUGUUCUUGUUGAAAAUGGGACCGAAAUUGCCUCAGGGUUUGCUCCCAGCUCUCGAGCCAUCAUCAAGAAGGCCCUUCAAGAUCUUAAGGUGGAUGUUAAACUGGGAUCGGCAGUUACAUCCAUUGAUAGUGAGGGAAUAUUGCUUGCCUCGGGCGAGCGCAUCGAGACAAAAACGCCUAUAUGGACUGCCGGAGUGAGGGCAAGUCCGUUAACACAGCAAAUCUCGGGAGCAAAAGAUGGACUUUCUCGCCUACACGUGAAUCAGAACCUGCGAGUUCUGACUGACCCCCACGUCUUUGCUACGGGUGACGCGGCUUGUGCUGUCGCAGACACCAACGGUCACCAUGCGUUGAUGUCCUGCCAGCACGCCCUCGUUCUGGGCCGGUUUGCUGGUCACAACGCGGCUGCAGACCUGCUUGGUGAACCCAUGAUGCCGUACUCACAAGCGGCAUAUAUUUGUUGUCUUGAUCUGGGUGGGUCCGGUGCGGUGAUUGCUCAGGGCUGGGAAAAGGAGUUGAAGCUCCAGGGUGACGUGGCGAAGGGAGUGAAGACCCUUAUCAACCAGCAGCUGAUCUACCCUCCGCAGAAUGUCGAAGAGGCUAUGGCUGCGGCGGACCCUAUUGGCCCUGAUUCUGAUCAGCUACUUGAGCAGUUGAUUCAAGUUGUGGGAUGAAUUCAAAAAAGGCCUGGGGCCCGACAGUAACUGGCAAGGGUGUAAUGAGGUUGGUAGAUGGCGAUAAGCGUUGCUAUAAUUUCCUAAUUCAUCGGUAAAGAUCAGUCUUUGUUUGAAUGUGUAUUGUCAGUGAUUAGUUCUAGUUGAAGACAAAUAUCAUACCUGCUGUUCAGUGCUU